GCCCCGAGCCCCGAGCCCGGACGCAGGAGCGCGCGGCGCCGACUCGGCGGGAGAUGUCCGAGCCCAAGGCCACGGACCCCAAGUUGUCCACCACCGACCGGGUGGUGAAAGCUGUCCCAUUCCCUCCGAGCCACCGGCUCACGGCCAAGGAAGUAUUUGACAGCGAUGGGAGGCCACGUGUCGACGUGCUGAAGGCACACCUUAUGAAGGAAGGCCGACUGGAAGAGAGUGUGGCCUUGCGCGUCAUCACUGAGGGUGCAUCUAUCCUGCGGCAGAAGAACCUGCUGGACAUCGAUGCUCCGAUCACAGUGUGCGGGGACAUCCACGGACAAUUCUUUGACUUGAUGAAGCUCUUUGAAGUGGGCGGCUCACCUGCCAACACCCGCUACCUCUUCCUCGGGGACUACGUGGACAGAGGCUACUUCAGCAUCGAAUGUGUGCUAUAUCUGUGGGCCUUGAAAAUUCUCUACCCCAAAACACUGUUUUUACUUCGUGGAAAUCCUGAAUGUAGACAUCUCACUGAGUACUUCACAUUUAAACAAGAAUGUAAGAUCAAAUACUCGGAGCAAGUGUACGACGCGUGCAUGGACGCCUUUGACUGCCUGCCCCUGGCUGCCCUGAUGAACCAGCAGUUCCUGUGCGUCCAUGGGGGGCUCUCCCCUGAGAUCAAUACGCUGGAUGACAUCAGGAAGUUAGACCGAUUCAAGGAGCCCCCUGCCUACGGGCCUAUGUGUGAUAUCCUCUGGUCAGACCCAUUGGAGGACUUUGGGAAUGAGAAGACGCAGGAGCACUUCACUCACAACACUGUCCGGGGCUGCUCCUACUUCUACAGUUACCCAGCUGUAUGUGAAUUCCUACAACACAAUAAUUUAUUGUCUAUUCUUCGUGCCCAUGAAGCCCAGGAUGCAGGGUAUCGGAUGUACAGGAAAAGCCAGACCACAGGCUUCCCAUCUCUAAUCACCAUCUUCUCUGCUCCCAACUACUUAGAUGUGUACAAUAACAAAGCUGCAGUAUUGAAGUACGAGAACAACGUCAUGAACAUCAGGCAGUUCAACUGUUCCCCUCAUCCAUACUGGCUUCCCAACUUUAUGGACGUCUUCACUUGGUCACUGCCAUUUGUGGGGGGAAAAGUGACUGAGAUGCUGGUCAAUGUCCUCAAUAUCUGCUCUGAUGACGAGCUUGGGUCAGAGGAAGAUGGAUUCAAUGGGGCGACUGCCGCGGCCUGGAAGGAGGUCAUCAGGAACAAGAUCCGGGCCAUAGGCAAGAUGGCGAGGGUGUUCUCGGUGCUCAGAGAGGAGAGUGAGAGUGUGCUGACGCUGAAGGGCCUGACGCCCACCGGCAUGCUCCCCAGUGGGGUCCUCUCUGGAGGGAAGCAAACUCUGCAGAGCGCCAUCAAAGGAUUCUCACCCCAGCAUAAAAUCACUAGCUUCGAGGAGGCCAAGGGCCUCAACCGCAUUAACGAGCGGAUGCCGCCGCGCCGUGAUGCUCUGCCCUCCGACGCCAAUCUCAACUCCAUCAACAAGGCACUGGCCUCAGAGACUAACGGCACCGACAGCAACGGCAGCAACAUCCAGUGACCAUCCCGGCACCUCCUGUCCUGGGCCACAGGGCUGCACGGCCUGUUCUGGUUGCGGGGAGUGGGGUGCACGGGCGCCAGGACAAGGAUCGAUUCCGUUUACACUAUCAUAAAACCGAGGG
Messenger RNA from Suncus etruscus (white-toothed pygmy shrew), 1698 nucleotides. Its product is annotated as protein phosphatase 3 catalytic subunit alpha-like. Gene Ontology annotation, cellular component: calcineurin complex; cytoplasm; cytosol. The record is from RefSeq and is a predicted model, not a curated record. The coding region runs from base 54 to 1577 and encodes 507 amino acids. Lineage: Eukaryota; Metazoa; Chordata; Mammalia; Eulipotyphla; Soricidae. The transcript has a single exon. Gene Ontology annotation, molecular function: calmodulin binding; calmodulin-dependent protein phosphatase activity. Gene Ontology annotation, biological process: calcineurin-NFAT signaling cascade.